AUGAAAUUCACCUUGGAUUCAGCUGUAAAAUAAAUUUAUCUACAUAAAUAAUUCCACUUUAUUAGCUAUUAGUAGACUAUAAAUUUGAAAGAUGUUUGAUAAAUUGUCCUGUAUAUUAUGCUUGGAAAAAGUUAGUCCUUUCAGUGGACAAAUAAAUAUAGAUUCAGAAGAGCUGGAGUCUGUGAAAGUCCGUGAAAUUAUCGAAAAGCAUUUCAAGGAAGAGCUGAGCAUGAUGGCAUACUUUUCAACGAAAGUUGUAUGCAAUCAAUGUUGGGAAUUGGUCCAAUCUUUUCAUGAAUUCUAUGUGCGUGUGCAGAACGCACACUUGGCAGCAAGUAACACUCUAAAAUCAUUGCAAGAGCUAGAGAUAGCUGUUACAGAAAUAAAAACGGAGCCUGACGCAAUAGACGAGUUAGCAUCACCUCCAAAACGUCGUCGUGGCCGUCCUCGUCGUCAAAAGAUGGCCGAAGAUUCUUUAGAGUUUCUGCCAAUCGCCUUAAAAGAAUGCAGUGUUAGAAUUGAGCAACUGACAUUUCCAAAUAACAAUAAUAUUCAAGAUAACCAGCAAGAUAAAAAUAUAGAAAAAGUAGAUAUUAAAAGUGAAAUAUUGCCAGAGGAAACGGCAGACGCAAAUUAUUCAUCGAAAUUAUCUGAUGACGGAAAUGAAUUAAGAAGUCCAAUACCUUCAAGUCCAAACGACCAUGAAGAUGUAGUGCAUUCUUUAUCACCGAAAAAGAAGGUUCGUACUAAAAGAAGGUUAAAAAGAAAACAAAGUGAACAAAAAAGAGAGCCAAAACAAAUAAAAAGAACACGGCAUAAAACAUCGGACUAUGAUGACUUCAUUGCCCAACAUUUUAAAUUAGUCUGCUUUCUUUGUCAAACAUCUCUAACAGAUUUUAGAGAACUUAAAAUUCAUUGUCGUGAACAGCAUCAAAUAGAUGGAUAUGUAAAAUGUUGUGGAAAGAAGUUAUAUAAACGAGGUGUACUCGUUGAUCAUAUCAACUUUCAUAACGAUCCCGAAUAUUUUAAAUGUCCGCGUUGUGACAAAUUGAUGUCCGACCGUCGAGGGCUUGAAACGCAUACUCAAUUUUUCCAUGGCUCUAGAGAACGCAUUUAUCGUUGUGACAUUUGUUCUAAAAGAUUCUUUCGUCGUGAAGUUCUUGCUCGACAUUAUGUAAUACAUGCUCCCGAUGAACAAAAAGUUGUUAAGUGCACGCAAUGUGAGAAAACGUUCUGCAAUGAAUACAAUAUGAGACAGCAUUUGAAGCUGGUCCAUCUACAUUUGUAUAACAAAAUAUGUGACAUUUGUGGAAAAUCCUUUCACGGUGGCGAAGCAUUUCGCCGACACCAGGAGGAACAUUCUGAUUUACCAAGGUCACUGAUUAAAUGCGAAUUAUGUGACGCUGAACUUACGACGAAGUACGGUUUGGCGCGUCAUAUGAAAGUAAUGCACACGGAGGAGUAUCAAACGCCCCAGGUCUGUCCCAUUUGCUCAAAAGUGUCACCAAGUCUUCGGUCGCAACAAACACAUUUUAAAUACAUGCACGCCACAGAAAAAAAACAUGUCUGCAAACUUUGUGACAAAGCCUUCAAGAGGCCCAACGACUUGCGAGAGCACAUGACGACACAUACUGGUGAAGUUUUGUAUACAUGUACAUUUUGUCCCCAAACGUUUAACUCUAACGCAAAUAUGUACGCUCAUCGUAAGCGAAAACACCCAAAGGAAUGGGCAGAAAAAUGUGCGAAGAAGAGAACUUCCAUUGGAAUUGGACAACUAGUCCAAAAAGAUUUGGUAUCUAUAAUGGAAUCGGCGGAUGCAGAAGAAUCAAAAUAGUAGGAAAAUCUUUAAUUUUAUGAUAAUUCAAUAAAAUUAUGAAAAUUCAAUAUCUUCUUCAAUAGAAAAUGCAGAAAGCUCUUAAAUUUAGUUAAGAACAAGCGAGCUAUCUUUAAGUAUAUGUUUAAUGAUAUGAGUAAAAAAUUAAGAAAUAUCAAUUGAAAAAUUGGCAAAACAAAUAAACCAUCUCAAUAUCUUG
Molecule: messenger RNA, 2033 nt
Organism: Anastrepha obliqua
Lineage: Eukaryota; Metazoa; Arthropoda; Insecta; Diptera; Tephritidae
Product: transcription factor grauzone-like
Exons: 4
Coding region: 92-1834 (580 amino acids)
Biological process (GO): regulation of transcription by RNA polymerase II
Cellular component (GO): nucleus
Molecular function (GO): RNA polymerase II transcription regulatory region sequence-specific DNA binding; DNA-binding transcription factor activity, RNA polymerase II-specific; zinc ion binding
Source: RefSeq, a predicted model, not a curated record